AUGGCUAAAAGAAGAACAAAAAGAAGAACUCAUAAAAAAGUUUCGGAAGAGGAUCUUUCCAAGAUCCCCAAAUCUAUGGUGCUCCAUCUCGGAGCAGCUUUGAAAAACCACUCAUUAUCGCAAUUGGUUAAUGAUUUCCGUAAUACCAUGCAGCCAUACACUGCAAUCAACUUGCGUGAACGAAAAUCCAAUAAACUCAAAGAUUUCAUUGUCAUGUGUGGACCCUUGGGUGUUUCUGAUAUCUUUAUAUUCAAUCAAUCUGCCACGGGAAAUAUCACGUUGCGAAUGGGUAAAUUACCUCGUGGUCCAACAUUACAAUUUCGUGUCAAUACGUAUUCUCUUUGCAAAGAUGUACGAAGAAUCCUUAAGCAUCCCAAAUCCGUUGGUAAGGAUAGCUUGGAGUUUCACCAGCCUCCGUUGUUGGUGCUUAAUGGUUUUACUGCAGUGAACGAAGCUGAGUCACACGAGAAAUUGCUCAUCACAAUGUUUCAAAACAUGUUUCCACCAAUCCAGCCGCAAAUCACUAAGGUGAAUACAAUCAAAAGAGUCUUGUUGAUUACUAAGGAUAAGAAAACUGGAGAAAUUGAACUUAGGCAUUAUGCAAUCAACACUAAAUUAGUUGAGGAAAGCAGAAAUGUUAAGAAAUUAAUUCAAUCUCAUCAUAAUUUGAAAAAGAAAUUGCCCAAAAUGACAAACGCUCAGGAUGUAUCGGAUUUGAUCUUGGACCCAUAUGCCGUUGGUGGAUUGACAUCGGACAGUGAGGUUGAAGAUGAUGCAGUUGUCGAGGUGCAACACGAAGAAUUGGUCAAGAAAGAUGCAAAAAAACCAGAAGAAACCGGAACUAACUCAGUCACCACCGAGAGAAAAAAGAGGGCAAUCAAGUUGAUUGAGCUUGGACCGCGUAUCAACAUGAGCUUGAUGAAGAUUGAAGAAGGAUUGGUUGGUUCUUCCAAGACUCUUUACCAUGCAGCAGUGACAAAAACACAACGUGAUAUGGAUGAGUUGGAUGCUAAGCAUAGACAAAAGGAGAAGUUGAAAGCAGAAAGAAGAAGCAAACAACAGGCUGCCGUACAAGCGAAAUUGGAUGCCAAAAAGGCUAAAAAGGCAAAGAAAGCAAGAUUUGCUGAUGAUGACGAGGUUAAAGGAGAAGCUAACGGAGAAGAAGAAGAAGAAGAAGAGGGAGAAGAAGAGGAAGAAGAAAAUGCAGACGAGGAUAUGCCAGAGUUGAAAGCAGAGGACUAUGAAAAUGAUAGUGAUUUGUAUAGUGACGUUGAAGUAUAA
Lodderomyces elongisporus is the source of this 1281-nucleotide messenger RNA. It is a transcript of the gene SSF1, whose product is annotated as rRNA-binding ribosome biosynthesis protein. Gene Ontology annotation, biological process: rRNA processing; ribosomal large subunit assembly. The record is from RefSeq and is a predicted model, not a curated record. The coding region runs from base 1 to 1281 and encodes 426 amino acids. The transcript has a single exon. Gene Ontology annotation, cellular component: preribosome, large subunit precursor. Gene Ontology annotation, molecular function: rRNA binding. Lineage: Eukaryota; Fungi; Ascomycota; Pichiomycetes; Serinales; Debaryomycetaceae.